CACCGAUUGGACAGAGGUACGCGACGAAUGGCGGAGGUGCUGAGGCGAGUGCUAAACCGAGGCAGCGCGGCUGGGAUUGCGGAGAAUACGGCUGAGUCUGGACCGCCUUUGUUGCUGCUCGGUGCUCCAGGUUCUGGAAAAACAGCGCUGCUAUUUGCCGCGGCCCUGGAAGCAGCAGGAGAGGGUCGAGGGCCUGUCCUAUUCCUGACCCGGAGGCCUCUUCAAAGCCUGCCCCGUGGUACUGCACGAACACUGGAGCCUUGGCGGCUGCAGAAGAUUCGCUUCCAGUAUCCGCCCUCAACGCAAGAGCUGCUCCAGGUCCUGUGCUCUGCCCAUGAGAGCACGGGCCCGGUGCCCUCCCUUCUGCUGCUCGAUGGCUUGGAGGAGUACCUAGCAGAAGAUCCGGCGGGCCAGGACACGACCUACCUGGCCGCCUUGCUGCUGGAUACGGCUGCCUACUUCCGCCAGCGAGCUGGCCCCAGCCGGCAGUGCGGGCUCAUAGUGACCCUGCAGACCCAGGAGGAGGCAGAUGGCGGGGAGGCCCUGCAGAGGGCGCUGCUCCAACGUUACUUUCCGGCGCAGUGCUGGCUGCAGGCCGAUGAAGCCAGCCCGGGAGCGCAGGGCUUCCGAGUGGGCCUGGAGUCAGGCGGGCCGCGCCCCAGGGCAGAGUGGCUUGUGACUUUCAGACCCGAUGGAGAGAUGACCAUCACCUCGAGGCCUAAUCAGACAAGGGAGCCCAGCCUCGACAAGAGUUCGAGCUCCAGGGGUCAGCUCUGAGCUUUGCAAGGUGACAACCUCUCCCUGCCUCAGUUUACCCCGGGACAGGUGCAGAAGCAAGACCUACAUAAGGCAGAGUGUUUUUCUCCUUAAAAGCUCGAAUUAUAUGGCUUGGAGGUGUAGCUCCGUGGUGAGUGCUUGGCUAGCCCGUGUGAGGCCCUGGAUUCCAUCCCCAGCGCAACAAAAACUUGCAUUAUUGUAUGCAUGUUAUUUUCAAGCAACUUUUUUUUUACUGUUUUGAACUAUAUAAAGAAUUUCAUUAUAUUUAUAA
Messenger RNA from Cavia porcellus (domestic guinea pig), 1048 nucleotides. It is a transcript of the gene Swsap1, whose product is annotated as SWIM-type zinc finger 7 associated protein 1. Gene Ontology annotation, cellular component: Shu complex. The coding region runs from base 28 to 777 and encodes 249 amino acids. The record is from RefSeq and is a predicted model, not a curated record. The transcript is spliced from 2 exons. Gene Ontology annotation, molecular function: single-stranded DNA binding. NCBI's taxonomy places the organism in Eukaryota, Metazoa, Chordata, Mammalia, Rodentia, Caviidae. Gene Ontology annotation, biological process: double-strand break repair via homologous recombination.